Molecule: messenger RNA, 648 nt
Organism: Hepatospora eriocheir
Lineage: Eukaryota; Fungi; Microsporidia; Hepatosporidae
Source: the annotation of a GenBank genome assembly
AUGAAAUGUCCAAGUAAAUAUAAAAUAAACAAAACAAUUAUAAUAGCGUUUAUUUUGUUAAAUAUUAUACAGACAAUAGGAUUUUUUGGUAAAUUUUUAACAUAUUUCUAUUUUUGGGUAGUAGAAGAUCAAAUAUUUAAAGACAAUUAUUAUAGAAUAACUAACAUUCUUAAGAUGUUUUUCCCACUAAAUCUUAUAACAUCAAUAUUCACCUGUUAUUCAAUGAAUAUAAGAAGUGCAGUAGCAAUAACUAUUUCAUAUUAUUUGCAACUGAUCCAUUUAUUUACAGGAACAACAUUUUUAUUUCUAACGGUUUUUUCAUUUGAAAAGUAUUAUAAAAUCUCAAUAACCAAUUCAACACACACUGACCCACAAACAUAUGGACUGGUAAAAGAAAGGUAUGGUUUACGAAGAACUACUUCACCUAUUAUAGAUGAAUGUGUUAAAGAAAUGGAAUCAGUCAUAAAUGACACAAAGUUAUUUAUUGGAAUUUCACUCUUAAUAACUCUAUUUAUUUACAUGUUCACCAAUAUCAUUCUUCUUGUUAAAAAAUCUAAGAAAACAACAAUUAAGGUUCCAAAAACAGUUACUUGUAUGAACGCAGCUAUGAGUAAUGAAAAACUAGGACAUGUGAAAAUUAUUGUGUAA